ACCCGGAAUUAGAGGACCGCAGUGUGUGAACGCCAUCAACAUAAAAUAAGAAGUACAUUCUCUUCAAAUGAUGUCCUGAAUUAUAGCAUUAUUAUCGUCACCUAUACAUUUGGGUGACUUCAGUGCACACGCUGUCUGCUACAUGCUUUUUAUUUGGUCCCUAAAGCCGAGACAUUGCAAACAAGUCAACAUUAACGCCAGCUAUUUGUCUAUUUUUAACAACGUAGGCUAAAUGACUUGGGCGAAGCAUCACCUUGUGGUUUUACUCCUGUGAUUGCGCAGUGAAACUCUACUACAGACUGCAGGACCAUUCACGGACAGACGUGAGUAGUUUUAUGUGCAGUGGGGUGAAGUAAUUGGAGAAUCCCAGUGUACACCAUUCAGAAUAACUGAAGUUCUAGGUCUGUAUUUUCAUAUUACACAGUUGUCUGGUGUACUGUUUCUGCUGUGAUAAUGCAUUUUUUUAAUAAAAUAGAUUAAUUUCUGCACAUUUUAAGACAUUCUGCCUCUUCUGCUUUGAAUUUCAGACCCCACAGAGGUUGACUUGACCAACUCCUUGUGUGAAGUUUACAAAGAUGAUGGUGAAUGGUGUUUAACUUCAAAGAAGCAGACAGGUGCACGUACAACUGCAUAAUUUGGGAAUGUGGCAAAACAAAUCAGCAGCAUAAAAAAGUUGAUGCCACAAAAAAAUCCACCAUAACGGAGUUACCUGCUACAUCGGGAAGAUUAUUUUCCAACGACUGAUGUCACUCAACACCCUCCUGUGAACCACACCAGCAGUCUAAUGUCUGGGAAUUAACAAAUAUGCAGUGAUGUGGCUACAUUUGAAGAAGCUCACUCUUUGAUCUCAGCACUCAUACAUCGGAGUCCAAACAUGACCACCUUGUCUAAUAAGAUGACUGUUCGGCGGAGCACGAGAUCAGUAACAUGUAACUCGUCAAAGUUGAGGUCUCAACAAAGAAUUAAGAUGAAACCUGAGAGACUGAAACCUGAGAGACUCCAGGCAUCUGGCAGCAGUGUGGAGUAUAUAGUGGGUGAAAAUAAUGCAGAUGUUGACAUGGAAAGUGACUGUGAGAGGGAAGAGUUUUCAUCAAGCUCAGAAUCUGAUACGGAAAUUAGGACUCACUCCAAACUUGAAAACUUGUGUCCCAGUGAUCCAGAAUCAGAUGGUGGCUCCAACUCAAGUGCAACUGAUAUUUCCAGUGAAUUUCCAAAUUCUGAAGUAACUGAAACAGUGCCUCCCAGUGGUAGUAGGUCAAUUUGUACUUCAUGUGGUAGAGGACCCUUUAAGUCAAUUAAGCUCCAUCUAUGGCACUGUAGUCCUGUCCAAGUAAAAUAUCCAUGUUCAGUAUGUAAGCAGCAAUUUCUCACUGAGAAGGAUCUUAAAGAGCACUACAUGCCUCUGUAUUCCUGUAAGAUCUGUGGCCAGGUUUUCUCUCACGAAAGUUCAUACCAUCAACACCAGUGUCCCAAGGACAGCAAAUUACCUUUGGUGCUCUUCUGUUCUGAGACAAUGCCUAAAGCCUGCAAUGUAUGCAAAUCCUUUUUCACUUCUGACACAACUUUGUUAAAUCAUGUCACCAGAGUUCACACAUCAGUAGUCAGCACCAAAAUAUGCAUUAUUACUAGUCCAUCGGCAUUCACUGAUAAAAGUCUUUCCCCACAUGUCCAUGGCACCACAGUUCAGUCUGAUGUCAGGAGUCCAAAUUUAGUCAAUCACGUCAGUAAUGGAAGGAGCCAUGUUGACCAAAACUUUCCCUCAACCUACACCUCCCCUUCAGACAGACCUCCUGACACGCCUUCCACGAUGUAUGCUGCCGCAUCUGUCAAACUGGGGAAAGACGUCGAGCUUCCAACCUGUGCAUCUGCAUCUUUAUCUGUCACCUCAAGCACCACUGAUACAACUCCAGCCACAGAGGCCUCACCAGUGCCCACUAUUUUAGCCAUGUUUGAGAAUGACAGCCGUGAUGAGGCUUUGAUGAAACGUAUGAACACUAGCUGGCGUGCUAAGGUCCCUUACUCCUGCAGGCAGUGCGGUGCCAUCUUGCGGCAGCCCUCCUUCUUGAUUAUCCACCGAUACCUUCACCGAGGCCGUCGCUUUCACCAGUGCCAGUGUGGCCGAGCUUUUAAGCACCGGCUGCACCUCCUGCGACACUGUGUCCAACAUGCAGAGGCCAUAAGCUACAUUUGCGUUAGCUGUGGGGAGACUUUCAUUGGAGCAAGACAUCUAGCUGAGCACAUACAGGACAAAUCGCAAAACAAGGUUAAUUGUUCUGGGCAUACAAGGAAAUGUAAAGUUAAACAAAAGUGCAGAAUACCCUUUAUAUGUGAUUGUGGACAACAGUUUUUAAGGCCUUCUGCUUACAUAUGGCACCAACUUCAAAACUGGACAAAAAUCAACAAUUGAAAAAAAACAAAAAAACACUUGCACUUAACCACUGUUUUCACAUUCUCUUCAACCUGUUCCACACUAAAAAAAGAAGGUUUUCACUCAUCUGAUAGUCACUGUUCUGUUUAAUUUGUGUUACCAAGUCAGAUAGUCAAAGUAAAAUCAUGUCACACAGUCAUUUGUAAUGUCAGCAUGUCCUGGGUGGCUGUUGACAUGCUUUUAUCCUGUGCAAAUGUUAUUUAUUAAAAGAAGUAAGUUCCUCGUAAGUUCUUCUGACAAUGCACUGAAGUACAAAUUAAACUAAGAAACCUUUUUUUUACUGUUGAGUUGAAACACGACUCCAGUUUAUCCUCCAGAUGAAGCGCUUGUCCAGUUUGUCCAUCCUUGAUUAACCCUUCCACUAAGACAUGAUUCAGGUUGGAAAUAACAUACCACUGUUUAUGAUAGUUAAAUGUUUAGUUUUAGUUAUGACACAAUAAUAGUUUACUAUAUUAAUGUCCACUAGAUAGAGCUGUUGAGCUGUUAAGAUUCACUCACAAGUCUAAAGUAAAACGGUUCUUAGAACAGGUGUAAACUGUCAAAAUGAUUGCACCCUUCAGUGUGGCCAUUGAUAUGAGUUUCAUUUGACGUCUGUUAAGAUCAAAAGGAUUUUUACAAUUUCCAAUAAAGAUACUUAAUCUAA
This is a messenger RNA of Solea senegalensis (Senegalese sole), 3071 nucleotides long. Its product is annotated as zinc finger protein 90 homolog. Gene Ontology annotation, molecular function: DNA-binding transcription activator activity, RNA polymerase II-specific; RNA polymerase II cis-regulatory region sequence-specific DNA binding. The record is from RefSeq and is a predicted model, not a curated record. Gene Ontology annotation, cellular component: nucleus. The coding region runs from base 875 to 2407 and encodes 510 amino acids. Lineage: Eukaryota; Metazoa; Chordata; Actinopteri; Pleuronectiformes; Soleidae. Gene Ontology annotation, biological process: regulation of transcription by RNA polymerase II. The transcript has 2 exons.